Verruconis gallopava is the source of this 1309-nucleotide messenger RNA. RefSeq lists its product as hypothetical. The coding region runs from base 760 to 1044 and encodes 94 amino acids. The transcript has 4 exons. Gene Ontology annotation, cellular component: extracellular region. The record is from RefSeq and is a predicted model, not a curated record. NCBI's taxonomy places the organism in Eukaryota, Fungi, Ascomycota, Dothideomycetes, Venturiales, Sympoventuriaceae.
GAAAACGACGAGCAAAAGAAACGGAAUCGGAUAUCCCAUCAGCUUAAGAGGGAAAAAAUUUUUUUGGCAAAUUGCGUCCGUCUCGUCAACGGAUGGACGGGCGAUGGGUGUAAUCGGUGCAAAUUUGCAGAUUGGAGAGAUUGGUUUCAGUCGACCAUCUGGAUCGAGAUUGUAUCUGAGCUAGCGAAGAUUGCCCCAAACGAGCGUUGUCGAGUCCCCGGAGGUGUCACCUUCAUGCAGGAACAGCUAAAGACAUUUUUAGUCUUUUCCUUGCAGAGUCCUAGGAAAGCUUGUCCCAAGAACAUCGCUGUCUACGACAACUGAGAGCCUUCACGUCACAGCCAAGCUUUCGUGGUUUACGUAGACCCUAACGGAUAUCAGCCCUGACAGCCAUUAUGGAUCGCAUGCCCCUGGUAUCAGAGCUUCUUCUGGACCGUGUUCGUACAGAUCCUGCCCAGAUCGUACAACAAUGUGCUUAAAGGAGGUUCGGAUUUUCCAACACAUGGCUUCGUUGUCCUCACGACACAACCUGGACGACUUACGACGACACGAGGCUGAUUGAAGAACAUGCAGUCGUCCGCUUGGAGAGACGGGAUGUGUAUAUAAGGAAUAGGCAGAGCAAUCGUCGAGUUCAUCGUCACAAUCACAGCUCACUACAUUCCUCUCGACAACAACAGCAACAACUUCCACCACACUCUUUCGCGCUCAUUCGCCUUAGAACCAACUCCGCUUCUAAACCAACCAACCGAAUCAUUCAAAAUGCAGUUCUCAGCAGUCUUCGCUCUUCUGGCCUCCGUUGCCGCCGUUUCCGCUCUACCACAGACACAGGCAAGCUACACUCCAUGCUCGACCGGCCAGCCACUUUGCUGCGGUCUUGGCCCGAACGGCCAGCCGGAUCUGAACUGCGUCACUCCACCAAGCACUCCCGGCAGCAAAACCGACUUCACUCAGAUUUGCGCCAAGCUGGGCCAGCAGCCCAUCUGCUGCACUUCCGGCCCCGUCUCCGGCGGUCAAGCGACCGGUUGCCAGGCUCCAAACAACUAGGUCCGUUAGCAAUACGAACUCGAAAAAGGGUGGGGGGUUGGGUCGGAGCUUGAGAGCGAAAGCACAUUUGGGCGUCCAGCAUUUGGGACCUGAUGGUGUUGUAAAUCAGCAGGCAGCCUCAUCUGUUCGUCUUCGGCGCUCACGUCGCUUUGCUCGCGAGGACUGGGCGCAGGCUAGUGUUGUCUAUUAGAGGGCGCUUCGGUUCUAGAUAAUGGUGCUAGUCUCUCCUUUAUAAUCUAGGCAUAUGGGUCGGCUUUUUUUUCAA